AGAUGUAGCGAUGGGGGAUGGGAAACUCUGUUAAAAGGUCAAUAAAUGCGACAGGCAUGACGUCAUGAAGAACGACGGAAACGGAAGCCGAGCGGCAUCGCGUGUGUCUCAGCCGCGAACAUUUAAUUGGAAAGCCGAAUUGAAAGACCUUCGUGUUAUAUAAAAUCUACUAGACAAAAAAAUGAAAAAGGCAUUUGUCUAUUGUUUAAUUAUGUCGGGCUCUAGAUCUUGCGCCUGAUUAGCGUGUCCUUGGCGAUUUAAAGGUUCUCAUGCAGUUGUAGCUGGCUUGACAGCUCUCCAAGCUACGCGACUGACAACACAGAAACUGAAGAAGAAAUGAUGCAGCAGCACUAGUGGUCACAGUCUUUAGUGACACGUACAGGUCCAUAUAGUGAACUUGUAGAUGCACAAGAUGGAGGAGAUGUGCCAGGCUGACCAGGGAGCCAAAGAGGUACAAUUUAAAUGUGAAGAGGAGGACUCUGAAGAGAAGAGCAAUGAUGAGGAAGGGGAGUAUUUCAGAUUAGACAAGAAGUUGUGCUGUAUGUAUGAAAAUAAGAUUGUACGCGUUAAAGAAGAGAAUCGCGAAUGGGAGUCUGUCCUCCAUAAACAGGAAAACCUCAGCACUGAGGAGGGAGAAUGUGAAUGGAGAGCUAUUGACAUUAAAGAAGAAGAUUAUGACCAGAUAUCGGAUAGUGGUAUGCAAAAAGAUGAAACUCUGAAUAUAAUUAAGAAAGAAGACUUUAAAGCAGAGUCCGUCUCUCAGUGUAUUUGUCCAGAUAAAGAGAGAGCUGGAUUAGACUCAACUCAGAGUGGACCCUGCUCUCUGAUGGAGCCUGACAGGAAGAUGGCUGAGAAGACACCACGUUUAAGUAAUCCUGAAGAACCAGAUUACCAAGUCGACCACUGUUCUGUGCCUUCAUUUAAUCAUGCCUCACUUCAGGGCGAAGCUCGACAUAAACCACAGCAGCAGCAGCAGCAGGAGGAACAACUAAGACUUCCUACUGGUGAGAAAAUUUAUUGCUGUAUGGACUGUGGAAAGCAAUUCACACACACAAGUAAUUUUCGGAAGCACAAAAGAAUUCACACUGGAGAGAAGCCAUAUUGUUGUACAGAAUGUGGAAAGCAGUUCCUGUACACUAGCGUUCUUCAGAACCACAAGAGGAUUCACACUGGAGAGAAGCCAUACUGUUGUAAGGAAUGUGGCAAGCAGUUCACACAGUCGGGUGCUCUUCGGGAACACGAAAGAAUUCACACCGGAGAAAAACCAUAUUGUUGUACGGAAUGUGGCAAGCUGUUUACACACAUGAGCAGUCUUCGGAAACACAAUCGAAUUCACACAGGGGAGACCCCAUAUUGCUGUACAGAAUGUGGCAAGCAGUUCACACAUUUAAGUGCUCUUCAGAAUCACAAGAGCGUUCACACUGGAGAGAAGCCAUACUGCUGUACGGAAUGUGGGAAACAAUUCAACCAUUCGCGUAGUCUUCUGGAACACAAUAGAAUUCAUACUGGAGAAAAGCCAUUUUCCUGUACGGCCUGUGGCAAGCAGUUCACACACAUAAGUAAUCUUCGAAAACACAAUAGAAUUCACACAGGAGAAAAGCCAUACAGCUGUACGUCAUGCGGCAAGCAAUUUGCCUGCAAGAGUUCUCUUCAAAAACACGAAAGAAUUCAUACUGGAGAAAAGCCGUACUGCUGUACAGAAUGCGGAAAGCAAUUCACACAAUCGAGCGCUCUUCAGGCACAUGAGAGAAUUCACACCGGAGAAAAACCUUAUUACUGUACAGAAUGUGGCAAACAGUUUACACAGUCAAGUGGUCUUCAAAGUCACAAAAGAAUUCAUGCUGGGAAACGUGCAUUAAGCAAAAAAUUAAGGGAGUUGGAUACAGUGCAGUGGUCAACCGAAGAUAAAGAAGAGAUUGUGUAUUGCUGUCCUGGCACAGAUACACUAUACCAGACAGACUUUGAAGCCACACUUCAUAAAGAUUAAUGGACAGUGAUGAAAUUCUGAGCACUUGAGACAUUUAAAUCCUUAUAGACUGCCCCCAAAUAAAAAAAAAAAGAUGGUACAAUCCCGAAUUUAGUGAUUAAUAAGAAAUACGACUGGCAAAAAACACAAGUGACUGCACUUUAAGAAUGGAGACCCAAAAAACAAAUCACAAAAUGCGAAGACCUACAAUUUGAAAUAAGCCAGCUGUGGAAUAAAACAGCUGAAAAAUAUCCAGUCCUGCCUUGUGCCGUCAUGCUGUAGGAGCUCCGGUAAGAGACGUUAGGAGUAAUGCUCCCCCAGUUUAGAGCCUUUGCAGUAAACGGAAGAAAAGCACUACAAAAAAAUGUCACAACUUACAAGCAGUGUUCACUCCUUUCAUGGCCAAACACAAAAAAACUAAACGGAUACAAGAACAUCUGAGAGAAUAAUACAGAAGCCACCAGGCAACAUUUCUGGCAGAAAGCAUGCUGACAUGUCGAGUAAGGCAAGUGCUUUGCAAAAAUGUGUUCUGUUUACAGAAAUGAGAGAACUGGCAAGUCAUCCUCACAGGGUUACAAGUCCAGAAAUUCAUUUUUAGGUGAAAAA
Messenger RNA from Erpetoichthys calabaricus (reedfish), 2572 nucleotides. Its product is annotated as gastrula zinc finger protein XlCGF26.1-like. Lineage: Eukaryota; Metazoa; Chordata; Cladistia; Polypteriformes; Polypteridae. Gene Ontology annotation, biological process: regulation of transcription by RNA polymerase II. The transcript is spliced from 3 exons. The record is from RefSeq and is a predicted model, not a curated record. Bases 404 to 1987 code for a protein of 527 amino acids. Gene Ontology annotation, molecular function: DNA-binding transcription factor activity, RNA polymerase II-specific; RNA polymerase II cis-regulatory region sequence-specific DNA binding.